Messenger RNA from Scleropages formosus (Asian bonytongue), 4087 nucleotides. It is a transcript of the gene cpap, whose product is annotated as centrosome assembly and centriole elongation protein. Gene Ontology annotation, cellular component: centriole; centrosome. The transcript has 17 exons. Gene Ontology annotation, biological process: cilium assembly; centriole elongation. Bases 91 to 4023 code for a protein of 1310 amino acids. Gene Ontology annotation, molecular function: tubulin binding. NCBI's taxonomy places the organism in Eukaryota, Metazoa, Chordata, Actinopteri, Osteoglossiformes, Osteoglossidae. The record is from RefSeq and is a predicted model, not a curated record.
GUUCUUUCGUCUCUAAGAUCAGCGACGCAACUCUGUCAGGGGAUGUGGAGACGGCCGAUGUCUGAGGACUGAGUGCCGUGGGAUCCCACCAUGUUGUCCUCCGCAGCUGGUACCCAGCCUUCGGAAGCCAACUUCCUGGCACGCUGGAUGCCUAGCAGGCAUCGGGCCGGUGUGAUUCUGAACCCUUGCGUGGACCUCACCAGCUCCCUGAGGGACAGCUGGGCUCCUCAAGACUUCAGCGACUCUCUGGCAUCUCAGUUCGCACCUCUCCCUGCCUCACGCAGCAGCACCAACAUCAGCGUUGAUUCACUGAGUCUCGUGGAGACGGGUCUGCUGAAUCAGCCACAGGAAAGCGGCAGCGCCGUUGCUCUGCAAAAAGUGUCUGGGGUCAGAAAGCGCGAGCAGGACAUAGAUGAGUCUAAGUUGAAAACAAAUGGUCGUCCGCUUGCUGAGAAACUCCAAGUGCUGAUGGAGUGGCAGCAGAGCAUGCAGGAGCAGCUGAAUGGCCACCAGACAGAAGAGCUCCGCCGCCUCCUGCAGGAGCAGCAGAAUCUCCUGCACAUGGUUGUCCAGGAAGGCGGUGCAGAUUAUGCAGAAAGGAGCCACAGUGGCGAUAAGUCCUGGGAGGACUCUUUACUCUCUCAGAGGGGUGCAUCAGCUAGCCCUUUGCCCAAGUCAGAUUCCUCUCUGUUGCCUUCAUCUGGCCCCCAGCUGUGUCCCAUGUCACCGCACCAGCUGACUUGUAUAAAUCGCUUUGAAAAGACAUCCCCGGGUAAAGCAGGACACCUCACCCCUCAUCCACACAGCAGCGAAGACGAGGAUUCUAGUAAGACUGCAGGAACAGGAGCAGUGUCUUGGAGAGAGAGGCAUAGCUUUGACCAAGACAAUGACAGCAACGAAGGCUGUGAGGAGUCUGGACCCUUGGAGAAUAGUGUCCAGUUAUGUAGCACAGACACAGAGGAGAAACCACGAGAACUUGCGCAUUCAGACGACAGGCCCAUCAAGCCUGGGGUUGGAGGGAGGAAGAAGACCUUUGAGGAGCUGCUGGAGGAGCAGCUGAGGCUGGAGGAGCAGAGACUGAGAACUAUCCAACAGCAGCAGAGUGCGACUGAGGAGGUUAAACAAAACCCCAAACGAAGCUUUCUGAAGCGUGGAGAAGGUCUUUCUCGGUUCACCAGGGGGAAAGCUGCCCCCCUAAAGAAAAAAACCUCUGCAGCACCACCCAAAACCAGUUCAGGUGGUACCCCUGAACCCUGCAGCAGUCCCCGUUGGCCCCCCAUCCAACGCAAGACUACCAGUCUGAACAAGGAGAACCACCCUGAACAGCUUCCCAGGAAUUCUGAAAACAAGGGCCUGGUUUUCCCCCAGUCACGACCUAAGGCUCUUGGCAGUCAUCAGAGGCAGAACAUGGCCAUUUCUGAGUCUCGGAGAGCCAAGAGUGACCACAUACAACUGCAACUGCAGCUGCCAAAGCUCCAAGCCGCCACCCGCCCGCAUUCCAGAAGGCCAGAUCCAACAUCCCUCCCUGUGAUGGCAGCAAAGGUGGCUGACGUGGACCAGCCAAACAGGGUCCAAGCACUGCCCCCGCAGGAGAGACCCUUGCCGGUGGCACUACAGCCCCAGCCGGAGUACUCCUUCGAGCUGUCCUUCCAGGAGAAGCUGGAGUGCUGGGACGCAGAGAGGAUGAAGGAGAGCAUGGAGCUGGGGGAGUUUGAGCUGCUGGAACAGGCUGCCGAGGAGCUGUCCUUCUCCAGCAACUCGUCCUUCAUCAUGCAAGUGCUGCAGCUUGACCGCCAAACCAACAGGGGGCACCAGCACUUCCGACGGCUUUCCUCCACCCCCAUCAAAAGUACGGGAAGUCCCCAGCUUGCUGAAGCAAAGAGUAGGGUUCCAGUCAGCACCAAGGACAGAGGUCUUCAACCAGGAUGUGGGGAGAAGGUGAGUAGAAUUGGUGGGACCGAUGAACGUGGAGUGCUGGAGACGGACGACGAGGACGCCACCGAUGCCUCCUGUCGAAGCAGUGUGGUUUUUGGAGACCCAGACAACGUAACACAACAGCAGGAAGAUCUUCCUUCAGGAGUGGUAUUGUCCAGCAACCCCUGCUUCGGCGUGACCUCUAGUACCCCAUAUGACAAGACAUCCUACCAAGGAGGAGGCAGCAGUGGGGGCUUGACCUCAGGACAGGAGCACAACAGCAGGGGCAACGAAUCAACUUUGGUAGAGGAAAGACACGGAAACGAUGAGGAGCGCUUUGUCUUUGACGAUGACGACACGUGGAACGACGUGGAGGAACCCGAAGACACGGAGGAGGAAGAGGAGGACGGCGAUGGUAACGACCCAGAGGAAAGAUGCAUCUCUGACCCCAGUGCCUGGAGUGACAUUCCAUCGGUGUUGAAGAGGAAAGUGGCUACUGUGAAGGGGGUGGAGCAGGAAUCACGAGGUUUCAAGGUGGUAGAGCAGGAAUUACAUGAUGAUAAACUGGACCAUGGUCUGGAACCUCCACCAACCUCCCAGCUGGUGGCCAAGCUGUUCCCGUCCCUAAAGCCCAAGGCUGUGUGCUCUGUACCUGCGGCGGAACCCCCGAGGACAGCAGCAGAGCCCGAAGCAGGACCCCAUCCUCUGUCCAAGCAGCUGAGGGAACGGCUUGUGGAGCUGGAGGGGGAGAUCGAACGGUUCAGAUUGGAGAACGCUGCUCUCGCUCGCCUCACGCAGGAGAGGGAGACGGGCCUGGAGGCACUCAGGAAGGAGAUGGCAGACUUUGAGAAGAGGAAGGAGGAGGAGCUGGCCAAGCUGGAGGAGUUUCGGAAGGAGGAGACCCGGAAGCUGCAGCGGGAGCGCAAGGUGUUUGAGAUGCACGCCUCCGCUGCCCGGGCCCUGCCGGACAAAAAGGAGCGCGAGGAAAUCCAGGCUCUUAAGCAGCAGCUUAGCUCCCUGCAGGAGGAGCUCCGGCGCCGGGAAGCCCGCUGGUCCAACACCUACAGCCGCCUCCGGCAACAGCUGGAUGCCCUAAGCGCUGAGAACGGAGCCCUGCGCGACGAGGUCCGGGUUCUGGAGAAGCUGCGAGUGGCAGCUUGGAAGAAGGCAGAGUCCGAGAAGGAGGCGGAGAAAGGUCCCAUGUCGACCCAGGGUGCCAAGAAGUUCGGUACCACAAGGUCCAAAUCUGUGAGUCCAACGGGAGCCAUGAGGACAAGUCCAGCACUGCCUGUGUCCAAUAGGAGGGGCUCCCCUGAGAGCAGCCAGCCUGGCAGAAGUAAAACCAACGCAAAGACCCUCCUGGUUCCCACCCCUGCCCCUCAGGCCACAGGUCGACAGGUAUCUGAGCCCCUGGGGGCGAAUGCCACCCCGAGUCCAGAGAUGCCCACCGCCCUCCCAUCAGAAACUGGCGAGCUGCAGGCUGUUGAGUUGUGUGAUGUGAAGGACGAGGAGAAGUUGCACCAGGGUGAGAAGGGGAGCCAGGAGGAGGUCAUCCACCCAGAUGGAAAGAUCGAGACGGUGCUCCCCUCAGGAGGUCGGCUCAUCGUCUUCCCCAACGGAACUCGCAAGGAGGUGUCAGCUGACGGGCAGACGGUGAAUAUCACGUUCUUUAACGGCGAUGUCAAGCAGAUCAUGGCUGACCAGCGAGUGAUUUACUACUACGCUGACGCCCAGACCACUCACACCACGUAUCCGGAUGGCAUCGAGGUUCUGCAGUUCCCCAACAACCAGAUCGAAAAGCAUUUCCCAGACGGCCGGAAAGAGAUCACAUUCCCUGACCAGACGGUGAAAAAUCUAUUUCCUGAUGGGAAGGAGGAGAGUAUAUUUCCUGAUGGAACCAUCAUGGAAGUGCAGCCGGACGGGUCCAAGGUGAUCAGGUUCAACAACGGUCAGCGGGAGGUUCAUACGGCCACGUUCAAGAGACGCGAGUACCCAGACGGUACAGCUAAAACCAUCUACUCUGAUGGUCGUCAGGAAACAAGGUACCCCACAGGCAGAGUGCGCAUCAAGGACAAGGACGGGCACGUCAUCGUGGACGCGAGGAACUAGCACUCUGCAAUGGCCAUUGCCGGAGGUGUUGGUCCCAGGAGCCUCCCGUGUGCCUUUUAAUGUA